Messenger RNA from Notothenia coriiceps (black rockcod), 1887 nucleotides. It is a transcript of the gene nup85, whose product is annotated as nucleoporin 85. Gene Ontology annotation, molecular function: structural constituent of nuclear pore. NCBI's taxonomy places the organism in Eukaryota, Metazoa, Chordata, Actinopteri, Perciformes, Nototheniidae. Gene Ontology annotation, biological process: mRNA export from nucleus; positive regulation of DNA-templated transcription; protein import into nucleus. The transcript is spliced from 16 exons. Gene Ontology annotation, cellular component: nuclear pore outer ring. The record is from RefSeq and is a predicted model, not a curated record. Bases 131 to 1780 code for a protein of 549 amino acids.
CGCCGGGGGUCUUUCGGAUGAAUGACCGAGGCGCGUAAGCAGCACGGCACCUGUAGUUCAUGGCGUGGAGUGUUUAUAACUGAAUAGUUUAGUUAUUUACAUUUCAUUGGGUCGAUAAUACAGUUCCCUGAUGGAGGAGUUGGACGUUGAGCCGGCCAUCACCAAUAUUCCUGCAGCCAGUUAUGGGAAGCACUUGGGAUUUGCCUGGGGUCCAGGUGAUAUCCUUGCGUAUGAGACCCUUUACAAAGCAUCAUCAGGUGCCAAAGGAUCAGGAUGCUCCUUCAUCCAUGAGGUCAGGAAAGAUGAGGACAUAUAUUCCCCCAUUUUACGGAAACUCUUCAAUGAGUCACAUCACAUCUUUGUUGGCCUGCAGACAAUUAAAGAAGACCUCCCUAGCAAGAACAAAAAACCCCAAUUUGUCAGCAUCAGUAAAAACUAUAGAUCUGUGAUACGAGCCUGUAUGGAGGAGCUUCAGCAAGUUGCAGUUUCCACAAAAGAUGUAAAAGUGGCCAUGCAAUAUGGAAAUCAGGUAUGUACCACUGCUCCUGGAGGCAACCAGACGCUGACAGAGUAUGAUGUGAAGUGGAGGCACUGGCAUGAGGAGGUGGACCGCUGCCUGCAGGACAAUUCAUUCGCCAGCAACAAACAUCUGGAGAUCAUCUGCAGGAUCCUAGUUGGGGAUGAAGACACGUUGCUGGAGCACAAGGAGCUCCUGGGCACCUGGUAUCACUUCCUGGUCACGAGACUACUCUUCAGCCACCCUACAGUCCAACCCACAGAGUUACACUACUAUGCACAGUCCUGCAUGACGAUGUUUCUGGACUCGAGGAGCGUCCCUGAACCCCUGGACAACAUUUUGCUGGCUGCGUUUGAGUUUGACAUCCACCAAGUCAUCAAGGAGUGCAGCAUUGCUCUCAACAACUGGUGGUUUGUGGCCCAUUUGACAGAUCUGUUGGAUCAUUGCAAACUCCUCCAGUCUCACAAUGUGCAUUUUGGAUCCAACUUGCGAGAGUUUCUCCUGCUAGAAUACGCUUCUGGUCUCUUCACUCAUCACAGUCUUUGGCAGUUGGCCGUGGAUUACUUCGACCACUGCCCAGAUUUAGGCCGGGUGUACCUGGAGCUGCAGAUUGAGCGUGUUCCUUUAAACACGGAGCGCAAAGCCCUCAAGGUGCUCAGGAUCUGCGAGCAGAGGCAAAUGUCAGAGCAAGUGCGGAGCAUCUGUAAGAUCAUGGCUAUGCGAGCCCUGAAGAACAACAGGCUGGGCUCGGCUCUCUCCUGGAGCAUCAGGGCCAAAGAUGCUGCCUUCGCCACCCUCAUCUCAGAGAGGUUUCUACAGGAUUAUUGCGCCAGAGGGACAUUCUCUGAUCUGGAUCUGAUCGACAACUUGGGUCCAGCAAUGCUGCUCAGCGACAGGCUCACUUUCCUUGGGAAGUACCGUGAGUUCCACCGGCUGUACGGAGAGAAGCGCUUCGGCGAGGCGGCCAAGCUGCUCCUCUCCCUGAUGACGGCCAAGAUCGCCCCCCGCAGCUUCUGGAUGACCCUGCUGACCGACGCCCUGCCGCUGCUGGAGCAGAAAGAGGUGAUCUUCUCGGCCGGCCAGACCUACGAGCUGAUGUUCUGUCUGGAGGAGCUCACCUCCUCUCUGAGCUCCGUGGCUCCCGCCACAGACGGGACUAUGCAGGAUGAAGACAUAGAGCAGACCAAGGUGGAGCUCCUGAGACUCGCUCUGGCCAGGAACCUGGCCAUGGCUAUAGUCAAAGAAGGAACUGUGUCAACAUGAAUGAUGCCAUUUAAAAAAGAAACCUCUUAUUAUUCAUUUUUGUAUUGUAUAUAAAGUUUGAGUUAUCAACAUGUGCUCUUUGAUAAUAAAACCCUUUUCAUGAUGUA